Molecule: messenger RNA, 1869 nt
Organism: Tetranychus urticae (two-spotted spider mite)
Lineage: Eukaryota; Metazoa; Arthropoda; Arachnida; Trombidiformes; Tetranychidae
Biological process (GO): regulation of transcription by RNA polymerase II; epidermal cell differentiation
Cellular component (GO): nucleus
Molecular function (GO): RNA polymerase II cis-regulatory region sequence-specific DNA binding; DNA-binding transcription factor activity, RNA polymerase II-specific
Source: RefSeq, a predicted model, not a curated record
AGUAUUUAUUCUCGCCAGAGAAAGUGGUUUAACAGUUAGUUGAAUAUUGGUUUGUGUGUUAACUUGAAAAAAGUUAGAAAGUUAAGAAACAGUGAAGAAACUCUGUCAACUCUUUCCAAUCAACAAUCUUAAUUUAAACAAUUUAGUGCUUCUGUCUCUUAUCCUGUUUAAGCUUUACAAUUUUCUAACUGCUCUUUUAUGAGCUUCUUCUGAUUUUGUUUGCUAAAAUCAUAUUUUCUGUUCCUCUGUUUAAGACUCAACAAGUACUUAACGUAUUCUUGGUUGCCUUACAAUGCCGAAAGCAUUUUUAAUUAAAAAACAGAAUCUCAAAGAGUCUAAUCCCCAGUCACAGUGGCGUCCAGUUACUCCACCAACAAGUCCUGAGGACGAUGUGAAAGACGAUCAACGAAAGAGUUCAAGCUCAUCUAAGCAACCGGGUAAUCAAGCGACCUCAUCAUCUAAACCAUGUUCAACGGCAUCUUCAUCAACUUCGUUAAGUUCAUCAUCUCAACCAUUAGAUUUAUCUGAGGCUUCCUCAUCAAGAGCAGAGUCAACCUCAUCCAAUUUACCAUCGGUUCCAUCUUCAUGUUACACAGCAGAGUCAAACAAUUUUAAAGAGCAAUCAUUCCCAAGUUGGAGCUCAUCAGUAGCACCAUCACCAUUUAAUCGAGUUUCUUCAUCUUCACCAUCAAAUUCACCUUAUCCUUCGUCUUCAUCCACAUCGUCAGUAUCUUCAACUACGGCCUCAAUUUGUCAAAGAGUAUCUGUAAUAAAAAACUUAAAUCAAAGCGAUGGCCCUCUUAACUUGAAAGUAUCACCUCAACCAAGAAUUACCGUAACUGACAAGAUGUAUAAAGAGUCAAUUGAAAGAUCUCGUAUUGAAUCUAAUGGUGAGAUUGAACCAUCUCUUCCACCAACAGUUCAACUUCUUGCUCAAAGACUAGGAAUUCCUCUUCACAUGUUUAAUUUUAUUGAUUUCGUCAAUGGAGGACAUGGAAUCAAGAAUCCUUUACUUUCUGAUGGCAAUGCUGCUAAAGUUCAGCCAGUUAUUCAACCAAGUUUAGAUGAUCCAAUGAAGUGUCCAAUAUGUGAAAAACGCUUCCCUUUAACUCGUUUACUCAAUCGCCACCUCAAAUGUCAUUCAGACAUAAAACGCUAUUUAUGCACAUUUUGUGGCAGAGGCUUUAAUGACACCUUUGAUCUUAAAAGGCACACCAGAAUUCAUACAGGUGUUCGUCCAUACAAAUGUAAUCAUUGUAAUAAAUCAUUUACUCAAAGAUGUUCCCUUGAAUCUCAUACUCGCAAAGUCCAUGGUAUUUCGCACCAAUAUGCAUACAGAGAAAGGAGGACUAAAUUGUACGUUUGCGAGGCGUGUGGAAACACUGCCAAUAAAGCGGAAUCACAUUAUCUCCAUCUUAAACAGAAUCAUCCUGAUUCUCCUGCUUUGGCAAAAUUUUACGACAAAAGAUUUUUCAAGUUUAAUGAUACCAACUUUCCCUUUGCUGAAUGAAAAUAUCAAUUACUCGAUCAAUUCCAUUGUUAUCAGUCUCAUCAUUUGCAUCAACCACAAUUUUUUUAAUUUAUUGACAUUUUUUGGAUGCUAUCACCAUUUUUGCUGCAUUUUUUUACAACCUCCUUGCAUCUCAAUUUUUUAAACAAGAAAAAAUUCACCGCUGAUGACUACGAUUCUGAGCAAUCUGUUCAUUAAUUUUAAGCAAUCUAUUGAUUUUGGCUUAAAAACUUGUAACUCUAUGUAAAGCACAUUUCAGACAUUUCAAAUUUAAUUAUACUGAUUUUCCUUUUGCUGAAUGAAAAUAUCGAUUCCUCGACCAUAAUUUAUCAUUAAUCUUUUGCAUUAUUAUUAAACUC